CACCAUUUUGUUGGUACAACCUACCAAGAGGCCAGAAGGCAGAACUUACGCAGACUAUGAAUCAGUGAAUGAAUGCAUGGAAGGUGUUUGUAAAAUGUAUGAAGAACAUCUGAAGAGAAUGAAUCCCAACAGUCCUUCAAUCACAUAUGAUAUCAGUCAGUUGUUUGAUUUUAUUGAUGAUCUGGCAGACCUCAGCUGUCUUGUUUACCGAGCCGAUACCCAGACAUACCAGCCUUACAACAAAGACUGGAUCAAGGAGAAGAUCUACGUGCUCCUUCGUCGGCAGGCCCAACAGGCUGGGAAAUAGUUGAAUUGGAAGCUUAGGGAAUGGGGGUGGACUUGGAACACAGGUGUGUACAGUGUGCUGUAGUGGGAGUUUUGUAUUAUAGUCCUGUUUCCAUUUUGUUACACUCUAGCCAGGAUUGAAUGUAUUAGAUGAAAUGUGAGAUUUGUUCAAUCUGAAACCCCUGUUGCCCUUUUUUCCUUUUCUUUCCCCCUUCUUUCUUAAACAUUUUUAUGAUGACUUAAAAAGAAGUUGUUCUGUCAGUUAAUGUUGAUCUCAAUCCUUCAAGAUGUUCAUACCUACUUUAUAACAUUCACUGUAUUAACCCUUCUGCAAAGUAGAUGGGAUGAGGGGAACAAGUUUAGUUACGCCCUCAAAAUAAAUCUUAGUUAAAAAUAAAUACCUUUUAGUUAUA
This is a messenger RNA of Elephantulus edwardii (Cape elephant shrew), 698 nucleotides long. RefSeq names its product enhancer of rudimentary homolog (Drosophila) (gene ERH). The record is from RefSeq and is a predicted model, not a curated record. NCBI's taxonomy places the organism in Eukaryota, Metazoa, Chordata, Mammalia, Macroscelidea, Macroscelididae. Bases 77 to 307 code for a protein of 76 amino acids. The transcript is spliced from 3 exons.